UUGAGGGGGAAUAGCUUGUGGAAUUCCCGCUAUCUUCCUAGCGAAAAUAGUUUCCUCUCAUCGCAUCUCUAAUCAUGCACUCGCGGCGAGUGACAAGCGCUGACAUUCAAUGGUCGAGAGCGACCGGAUAAAACUGAGUAAACUUCGCGCCCAGUACUCAAAGGUGAAAGCUGUUGUGACCCACGGGCUAAAAUGGAGUUGAGGUGGUCCUCCUACAAUGGUCAAGCGAUAGUCUGAUGUUAUCGAAGAAAAAAGACCUCAAAUAUCUGCGAGAUGGUGUGGCAGGCAAGUACGUCAAAAAGGAAACACCGCCGCACGUACCAGUGGUGAACACCUGGACUACCGCAAAUCACCGGCAGAACCAGCGGUCGCCCGAAGAGGUGCAGGAACACUCCGCUUCGGAGCCUGCUAGCUUGGCCCAGAAAUGUGCUCGGGCCUGUCAGAAUCGGGCAUGCCAGCAGAGCCUGUCUCUGCCUCAGGGUGCCUCCGGAAAUGCCAAAGAGCACAACGCUCCGCUGGGGCCAGUUUCUCAGGUCCUGCGUCUCCGGUUCCUGCCACGCAGCAUUCUCAUCCAAGCACGGCAUCAUCUUCGUUGGCAGUUGGGGGUGCAUCCCUGGGUGUUCCCGAACAAAACUCGGCCAGCUCGUCGCCAAAGGCGAGGCAUGUGGCGACCAGCACCGUCGGGUGAGGCCUCUCAUUACAGAGUUGCUGUACUAUUUGUGGGUGUGAAUGUCAGUGUGGCGGCAGCGAGGCCUAUCGCCACGGUACCGCAGCUGGUACCGCAGCAGGUGGUACUUGUCUCACCGCAGGGUCAGGCGCACAGCACUCACGUGUAUGCCAAUCCUUACGUCUCGUCUCGACCGUCAUUUGCCCAUGAGUCACCCAUGCACCUGCUGAAGGGCAGUGCCGGUCCGUUUUUCGAAGGCGAGUCGGCUGCUCUUUGCAUUCUUUUGGGAGUGUUCGAUGCUCACUGCCUGAUUUCCAUCCCUACAGAUUCUCAACACCAGCAGCAGCAACAGCAACCUGUGCAGUCAUCACUGACGAUUGGCGGAGCUACGGGAGGCAUGUCGGCGGAUGAACGGCUGGCUCUUGACUCGGCGUUGCAGGACAACUACUACCACCAGAUGGAGGAGAACUACCAGAUCCAGCUUUACCACCAGCAGAAGCGGCAGCAGUACGCACAGCAGGCUGCCCACGCCCAGUCAGCCCUGCACUCCAUCGAGCACCACCAGCCCCUCCACAGUCAGGGUCCACCGCACAUUACUCGGGUGUCCGUGAACGCGGGAGGCUCGAGCCCCAUGAGCAGCAACAACAGCGUGAGCAGCCAGCACCAGCAACUUCCAUCGCCGGUGUCGAUAUCGGCGACCACGGUGGUCACGUACACGCCAGGUAUCUUCAGCUCCAGCCAGCUCCUGCCCACGGCCAUCACGAGCGCAGCCGCCACUGCGCUUCCUAUCACGAGUGGCCACCUCGCUGUCUCCUCCUCCGCUGCUGCUGCCGUGGUGACAACCGCAUCUCCGACGUCCAGUCAUCCGCAGCUCCUUAGCGUCGCUCCGCAGAACGCGCCGUCCGCCGGUGGUAGCAAUACAUCUUUGCAGAGAUUUCAAAACAGCGGCGGAGGCUCGCAGCCGCGGCUGGCCGCCAAGAAUGCGGAGGAGCUUCCCCUGCCGCCGGGCUGGACCGUGGACUACACGAUGCGUGGCCGGCGCUACUACAUUGACCACAACACCAAGACCACCCACUGGAGCCACCCGUACGAGAAGGAGGGGCUGCCCACCGGCUGGGAGCGCGUCGAUUCUCCUGACCAUGGUGUCUAUUAUGUCAACCACAUCACCAAACAAGCACAGUACGAGCACCCGUGCGCCACCCAGUACGGACAGAGCGGCAGCUCGCCUCCCAUGAGCCACCUGCCACCUCCCCGGCACACUAACUUUCAUCAGCACAGCGUGCUGGUGCCAGCGAACCCUUACCUCACUGAAGAGAUCCCGAAGUGGCUCUACAUCUACUCAAGGGCACCUCAGGAGUCUGACCACAAGCUGAAGUGGAGCCUCUUCAGGCUGCCGGAGCUGGAGUGCUUCCAGGCCAUCCUGAAUCGGCUGCACCGGCAGGAGCUGGAGGAGGUCGUCAUGAGCUAUGAGGUGGAGCGCCUGGCCAUAGCCAAGGAGAUGGAGCGGCGCCAUGCACUCGAGCUGGCCAAGGGUCGCAAGGCCUCCACCAAGUUAUGACUUCUCCGCGGAGAGAUGAAAGAAUGAUAAACCUCGGGUGCGGCAACACCACCUCCUAGUCACAAGAACGUCUGCGUGCCGCAAAUGUCAUUGUGCCCCGCCUGCUUCUUAGCAUCGUCGAUCCCUGCCAUGCGGCUUCGGGGGCCGCGCUGGUCGUGCGUCCUCGACGCCUGCCGUUGCUUCGUCGGUGGCUGUGCGGUGAAAGAGUGUUGUUGUUUUUGUUUUCUCUUGGAAUGCAGAGCGUGUGUGUGCGUGCUGGUUUCCGUUGUUACCGUCGUUCCUUGCUCACAGAGCUCGGUCUAUCUUACGAAGUUUCUUGUCUGUCUGUUUACUUAUUACCAUUUAAGGAAUAUUGGGUGUCACAGAGAUGCAGCUUUUAUGUGUAUUAGCACUUACGAAAUAGUGGUUGUAAAAAUGGGCUGUAGUUUGUACAUGUGUUACUGCUAUAAUGGAACACAGGGUUUUGAAGGCUUGCCGUCUGUAUACACGUUACCUUUACGGAACACUAGCUUUUAUGAUUGGAAAAAUUGACAACCACCCUGUUAGUUUGAUUGUCACUUUUUCUUGUAGCACAGAGCUGUGAAGAUAUAUCUACGGAUUUUUUGGAGAGAAAAGAUUUUAGUCAAAGAAAAAUUUGUCUUGUCCCAGGGAUCGAACUCGAAACCAGUGCCUAUUUGGGGCCUCCUUGCGGGGUUCCACAUUUGCAGUACCAGUUUUUAUGUAGUGUAGAUGCCGGUGGCUGCAGUGCAUCUUAUUUCGGAGCAAACCCUUUUUGUGGCUCUUUCAUCCGUUUUUCUGGUGGUCGGACUACCACUAUCGAUAGAAAAAUUACUAUGAAAAGAGACUGAGCAUUCGCGCAUCUAAGGUACGGGACAAGCUUAUCACUGAACACCGAGUAAUACGACUUGUAACUAUCAGGCGCAUGUGCUGCCAACCUGUACUGCUACAGGUAUCCUUAAUAAUGACUCUUAUUUUUUAUUUGUGGAGUUAUACUAUGAGAAAGCUACCUCUGUCUAAAGCAUCCACACUGCAUCAAACAUACGUUUUUUCAGGCACGUCAUUACUUCUAGAAAGCAAAUCGAUUUCUUGAAGCAUGUGGCCACUCAGUGGCAUUGGUGAUCAUUGAGUUCGUACUGGACGAGGUGUCGUAUGAUGUGACAGCAGGUGUUGUUACUGCUGUGCACAUCUAGUAACUCGGUAUUCUGUGCAUUCUAAUGCGUAUACAGACCUCAGGUGCUCCAAUACAUGUGCCACACGGACAAGGCGAAAUGACUUUAGUCACAUUUAUGUGAAUACUUCAGUGUCACACGGCAGCGCAUUUCCAGUGCGUCGCACCCACGUAGAAGCUGCAGUGCACUACAGUCAGUCACAUCCUUAGAAUAAAUUGCUUAGAACAAAUACAAGCUCUUCGGCCCCAGAACUGCAACUUGCCUGCUAAUCAUCUGGACAUAAGAGUCGUACUACCAUUUUGCUUCUAGUUUAAGCACCAUGCAUGUAUAAUUCGUCAUGUUUACUUAAAGUAUUGCAUUCCGAGAGUAGUGCCAUUGGAAUCUGCUGAUAUUUGCCUGGAAGUUUGUUUUCAGCUGAACACCACGGAACUAAACACGUAUAUGUAUAAGAAAAUCACCUGCCUGAAAUAUCACGAAAAGUACAUGACGUCAUGGAGCACUCGUGGAAAUUUUGUCCGGGCUGGACAGGGACGGCUGUGGGCGGAGCUUACUGUUAUUUUUGGGUUGCAACUGACCGUAGAAGGCACAUUGAAUUCACGAGCCGGGGUAGGGUAGACUUAUGACCCCGAGCAAACUCGCACAGAAAUGCAAGUGUGUUGCAUCAGGGAUCGUGGGAAGGGAUCAGCUGCUGACUGUCACGCCGGUCAAGCUGCAGGACGGCAGUGCCCUGCGACAGUCGGCACGGCAACCUUCUUACACAUUCGAUGCACUACCAGGAACCAGCUACAAUGGAAGAGCGAGCCCGGGUGCGCUAACGCACUGCACAUAAAAUGCUUACAUUGCCUUUUCCCUAAAAGGACUUGGAAAUGCAGUGUGCUACUAGCGCGUUAUGCUUGGCGACAAUUUAUCUUGGCAGUAGAACGAUGGCUACGGAGGAGGGUAAUCCAGACAUUUGUGUUUCCAUGCAAGUAGUCUGCAAGCUCGCAGCCGAUUUCAGUUCCAGUUUUGGUUUCGCUCGUGUGCAGCCCUCGUCGACAGUUCAGGCCGACUCCACUUUACCCCAGCACGGACGUUGCAGAUAAUUUGCUUGGUCUGUUCUUGCAGCCACUUUCUGUCACACACUGGGUAUAUCUUUCUCGGGGAAUGAAACAGCGAGUUAGUGGCCGCACAUGGUCCAGCCGGCAUCGGGGACGCCAUGUUUACUGUAGGAACAGGCAUGGGGAAAACGUGCCAAAAAAUGGAGACAGAAAAAAUUUUGAGGCGUACAAAAAUUUUUCACCACCAGUGGCUUCCCAUACUCGUUCUAUUUUUAUAAUGAAAAGACUUUAUUUUUCAGAGGUAGGCAACUCUGAAAAUUAGAAAGUGAGAAUAUGUACUACUACUUGGCGCUCACGAAGGCAAGUGUUUUGUUCUGUAUUUUCCGUAGUAACUACCUAGAAAAGUUGUCGCUGAGUAUAGUGUAAGUGAGUUGUAUAUUUGUCAACUUCUGAUUAUUGAAAUGAAACUCUGGAGUGCCCCCAAGCUUGACUUAACGAGAAUCAGCCGUAUAAUAAAAUAUGCCAGUGAUGUUUUUUAAUAAAUUUUUCCAGAUACCCUA
This is a messenger RNA of Rhipicephalus microplus (southern cattle tick), 4991 nucleotides long. RefSeq names its product scaffold protein salvador (gene sav). Gene Ontology annotation, biological process: apoptotic process; hippo signaling; negative regulation of cell population proliferation. Gene Ontology annotation, cellular component: cytosol. Gene Ontology annotation, molecular function: protein binding; molecular adaptor activity. NCBI's taxonomy places the organism in Eukaryota, Metazoa, Arthropoda, Arachnida, Ixodida, Ixodidae. The record is from RefSeq and is a predicted model, not a curated record.